This is a messenger RNA of Penicillium cosmopolitanum, 216 nucleotides long. RefSeq lists its product as uncharacterized. The transcript is spliced from 2 exons. The record is from RefSeq and is a predicted model, not a curated record. The coding region runs from base 1 to 216 and encodes 71 amino acids. Lineage: Eukaryota; Fungi; Ascomycota; Eurotiomycetes; Eurotiales; Aspergillaceae.
AUGCUCAUCAAAACCAUCACCGGCUUUUUUCUCCUUGGCUAUGCCAACGCUUCCAUCCAAGUAUCUCUGAUCAAUCCUAGCGGAGUCAAGAUUCCAUACAACGUGGACCCUAAUGGAAGUUGCUUUACCCUGAACGGUGGUACUCUCGCCCAAUUUAACGAUAAUCUCCAGCAAAUGGUGAUUCCGAGUGGCUACGAAUGCACAAUCUGGGAGUAA